Messenger RNA from Funneliformis caledonium, 1272 nucleotides. The record is from the annotation of a GenBank genome assembly. Lineage: Eukaryota; Fungi; Glomeromycota; Glomeromycetes; Glomerales; Glomeraceae.
AUGCCUCCAAAACCUCCACCUUUCAUUGAUAUAACAAAAGAAAAUGUGACUUCCCUCCAGCACGUCAUUAAACAAACAUUAAAUUGUGCUAGUUUCAUAGCCUUGGAUACCGAGUUUACUGGCUUAGGCGGAAAAGAAGUUAACACUAGAGCUUCUAAUAUUGAAGAGCGUUAUGUUAAUUUAUGUAAAGUUGUUAAAACACAUGCUUUAGUCGCUUUUGGUCUUACGAUAUUUGAAGAAGCUAAAAACAAUAUACAAGGAGGUUCUGAAUCCUUGGAAAAGCAAUAUAACGUUGAUCAUAUCAUAAGUCCGCAAAGCUUACAGUUUUUAUCUGAUAGUGGAUUUGAUUUCAACAAACAGAUUCGUAAAGGGAUUCCAUACACUCCAGGAUGUGAUAAGUCAAACUCCAAUUCCAACGAUCCAAAUUCUAUUAUGCGAUCUUUAUUCUCAUACAUUCUAACCAGAAAUGUGCCGAUUGUUGUUCAUAAUGGAUUCCUCGAUUUGAUAUAUCUUUAUUAUUCAUUUUAUGCAGAUUUACCUGAUAAAUUAAAUAGUUUUAUAGCAGAUUUAUCCGAAAUGUUUUCAGGAGGUAUUGUAGAUACAAAAUACAUCGCAGAUUUUGUUACAAGGGAAAAAAGUAGUUUUUUAGCAUAUUUAUUUCGCAAAUAUGAAAGGGAGCAAGUUGAUAAUAAAUUUUCUAACAGCAAAGAAUAUUUAUUCUUACGAAUUCAGAAUUGCAUCAAGAAUAAUCACAAUGAUCAGUUUUUGCAAUCAAAUCAUUUCGAAAUUUCUAAAAUGGAGGAGCUAUCUUCAAAACGAUCAAGGGACAAAAGUUAUUGUGAACAAUACGCCCUUCAUGGAUUUUGUAAACUAAGAAUGAGAUGUGGCAAUUCACAUGAUUUAGACUUUAUAUUGGAUGAACAAGCAAAAGAGGCUGGAAAGAAACGUAAAAAACGUAAAUUAAAUCAAAGUCAACCCCAAACUUCAAGAGAAAUUUAUCAAUCAACAGAACAUGUAUCAGCCUCAGAACCACCAACUCUUUUACCUUCAACAAAACCAGAUCAAUUUGAUACAUAUCAUUCGGCGCAUUUUGACGCUUAUAUGACGGGAUUUAUUUUCGCUAGACAAAUUUUGAAAUAUAACAAAUCAAAAGUAAUGAAUGAGUAUAAGAACAAAUUAUAUCUUAUCGGAAAAAAUUUACCACUAUUAGUCGAGAAAAGUCAUUUCAGCAAAACUAGCGAAGGACAUAAACAAAAAAUGCUUACUUUGUGA